This is a messenger RNA of Symbiodinium necroappetens, 1191 nucleotides long. The record is from the annotation of a GenBank genome assembly. NCBI's taxonomy places the organism in Eukaryota, Dinophyceae, Suessiales, Symbiodiniaceae.
AUGGACAAAGGCGAGUUUCUCGCCAACAAGCAGAAGCUUGAAGCUGCGUACGUUGGUGUGCUGAAGGAGUACCUGUCUGAUGUUGAGUUCAUGGAGUCGGACUUUUGUCUCGUGCACCAGCAGAAUUGCUUCAUCUCUCCUCGCCGCGACCUCGACCACCAGCGAUCAUUGUGGGUGGAAGCCAGUGGCAACACCUGUUGCCCUUGGUCGGCCAUGGCAAGAGCCGUUCAAACGGGUGGAUGGCUUGAUGUGGCUUCUUUGCCGUUCAUGGUCUGGUGCUUCAGCGUUCGCUUCUAUGAGCCCGACCUGAUACUACAGGAGAAUGUGUGCCGAUUUCCGGAGCAGGAGCUGCUUGCCAUCCUCAAUGACUUCUCCGACGGCGUCCUCAAGGAUCUUUGGACGAGGCCUUUUGAUGCAGAAGAAGGCACUCAAAGGUGCUACAAGAUGCAAGUGCAUUCGUUCUCACCUACAGAUCUGGGAAUUCCGAGCAACAGACAGCGUCAGUAUGCUUCGUUUUCUUUGAGUCCGUGGGUGAAAAUUGAGACCGGCGCCCUGACCUUCGAGGCAAUCUUUCAUCGUUCGCGACGAGUGGGGCCGGAAGUCUAUCUCAAUGCGGUGCCGAACUCGGUCUUGAUCAGUGAGAUAAAGAGCGAGGCAAAAAAUCGUGGAUGGGAUGGCACCAAAGUCUUGACACAACAUGAUGCUCUGAGUACAGGCAACAGGGGCCGACUGGAGAGCUGGCAGUGCUGGGCCAGCAGAGGAACAGCACUGAGGGACAAGAAUGGCGUGUGGCAGCAUCGGCUGGCCUUGGCAGAUGUUACACAAAAUCCGCGAUUCAAAAACAGAGUCGAUGUGGACUACAUGCCUUGCCUGCUGACGCACACGGUGCUUUGGGAUCUUGUCACGGACUCCAUGGUGCCGGUUAUGGCUCACUGGCUGGCCCAAGGCUUUCCUCACCCCAGCGCUGUGCUUCUCAGUCCAGACAUUGCCAGAUCCUUCCCGUUCGACCCGAGCUUGAUUGAAUAUGUAUCCGAGAGAGCCUUGCCUUUGUCAGCUCAACGAAUACUGACGGGCAAUGCAAUGCAUGGGAGUUGCAUAGGAAGCUGGUUCCUGUUCAACAUGGUCGGGACAGACACGACCAGGAUUCAGGCCCACAUGGAUAGUCCCGUGGAGUCUUUGUCGUCGCUUUGA